Molecule: messenger RNA, 1153 nt
Organism: Umbelopsis ramanniana AG
Lineage: Eukaryota; Fungi; Mucoromycota; Umbelopsidomycetes; Umbelopsidales; Umbelopsidaceae
Exons: 4
Coding region: 57-992 (311 amino acids)
Source: RefSeq, a predicted model, not a curated record
AUUCUAAGGCACAACCCAGCCUCACAGACUACGCCUUUCUCAACUCUGUUCAUUCAAUGGUCAACAUUGUGUCGCUCGCUGUUGGCAUUGUAGCUGCUUUGGCUACUACUGUCGUAGCUCAAGAUCCAUCGUCAUCAGCUGCUCCAUCACAAACCUCAUCCACCCCAACUCCUAGCGGUACUUCAUCCGCCAAGUACAAUUUGUCCAAUCAGGGAGGAAACGUUCUUUCUGGAGAGAUUAAUGUCUAUUUGAUCUUUUACGGUGAUUGGAGUUCAGAACAGUCGCAACACGAUCAAAUCACAUUCAUGAACUUUGCAAGCAAUAUUUCUAGUUCCGGCUGGUUCAAGACUCUCAGUGAAUAUACCGACAACUCGGGCGCUUCGGUCACUGGACCGUUAAAGCUCUACGCUGGUGUCAGUGAUACUGGUAGUCAACAACUCAACUUGACCGAUAUUACUGUGCAUGAAACCAUCAUCACCGAAGCCGUCAAAUCCGGUUACUUGAGCACCACCAACUCCAUCGAUCCCAAUGGCAUUUAUGUCAUUUUGGCCGGUAGCAACGUUCAGGACUCUGAUUUCUGUACCAAGCACUGUGGUUACAAUUACCAUACCGACAACUAUCAAUGGAUCUUUAUUGGUUAUCCUGGUCUAUGCCCUAACAACUGCAUUCCACCUAUCAAUGCCAAUUCAUCACCCAACGGCAGCCCAAGUAUCGAUGCUGCUAUCACAAUUUUCUCCCAUGAACUUCAAGAUAUCCUCACUGAUCCCCGUAACAAUGCUUGGGUCACCCAGGAUAGUACCACUUCGCCUCCUACUGAGAUUGAACUUGGAGACUUGUGCUCAGGUUCAGGUGUGUCUAUGCAGCAAUGGUUUGGUGCUUACAAGCAAGUGGCUGGAAGCAACGCGAGCUACAACAUUGAAAUGGAAGGAAGUCAGUACCUUGUCCAGACGAUUUGGGACAAGAAUGCCAACCAAUGCUCAUUGGGACAAUAGCCUGCCCCCUCCCAGAUUGUCUUUUCUAAACUGUUGGUUACCCUGUUGAUCCAAAUCUUCCCCUUUCUUCAUGAUGUACUAUACCUUUGCGCUGGCCAGUCAACGACCAGCUCAACGCAACGCAAUGCAACAACUCAAUCAAACCCCUCACUCCUUCUCAU